Messenger RNA from Lottia gigantea (owl limpet), 1284 nucleotides. RefSeq lists its product as hypothetical. The record is from RefSeq and is a predicted model, not a curated record. Bases 84 to 1223 code for a protein of 379 amino acids. The transcript has 11 exons. Gene Ontology annotation, biological process: cell division. Gene Ontology annotation, molecular function: protein binding. NCBI's taxonomy places the organism in Eukaryota, Metazoa, Mollusca, Gastropoda, Lottiidae.
CACACGUGUGAAAUGUCAGAUUACAUUUUUUAGAAAUUACAUUUCUAUUUGUAAAACGUUUUGUGUUCGGUACAUGUGUUAAAAUGGGAAAGAAUAGAUUCAAGAAACGAGAGAAAACAUCUUUAGAAGAUAGAAGGAAAAACAUUAAAGAAACAAGAAAUAAAGAGAAUGUUGCUGUGAAGAAAACCAGUUCAACAUACAGUGUUGAUCAACUCUUAGAUAAAGCUGAAGAAUUUUUAGAUAAUUUUGAUUAUGAUUUAGCUCAAAAGUUUUGUCAGAGAGCCUUAGAAGUGGACAGAGAGAACAUCAGAGCUUUAGAGUUAACUGGUAGUGUGUUAUUGGAAUUAGGUGAUCAAGAAUCAGCUGAACAGUGUUUUCUGAGGUCUGUUGAGAUUAGUCCAGAAGAAGGGCAUGCUAAGUACAUGUAUUUAGGACAACUCAAUAAAGGUGCUGAUGCUAUCAAAUAUUUCUCUAAAGGAAUUGAACUUAUGAUUCAAGCUCAACAAAAGGAAGCUGAGAUAGUAGGAGCUAGUAAUAUAAGUGAAGACAAGCCAGUAGCACCUAUAGAUAUAUCUAAUGCCUAUUGUUCUAUAGCUGAAAUAUACAUGACAGAUUGUUGUUUUGAUGAUUCAGCUGAAAGUAAAUGUAAAGAAAAUAUAGAGUCUGCUAUAUCAUCAGAUCCUAAUAAUGCUGAGGCUUAUCAACUUAAAGCUAGUUAUCUUUUAUCUUUGGAUCAAAAACAGGAAGGUAAAGAAAUGAUAAAUAAAAGCUUAUCACUAUGGUUACCUAAAGCCAAAUGUAAAGAAGAGGAAUUACCUGAUACAGAGUUUGAUCCUGUUCAGAUUGUACCAUUAUCAUUUGAAAGUAGAAUUAAUACAUGUAGAAUAUUAAUAGAAGUAGAAGAAUAUCAGUCAGCUGUAGAUGUAGCAGAAGGAUUAUUGGACGAAAAUGAUGAAGAUCCACAAGUAUGGUAUUUAAUAGGGUGGGCUAACUAUCUUCAGGGAGAAGAUUAUAAAAAUAAUGCCCGAUUCUAUUUAAAUAAAGCACAUAAAGUGUACAAGAAGAAUAAUUAUGAUGAUCCUGAUUUAUAUAAACAUAUAGAAGAAUUGUUACAAGAAUUACCUCCAGGUUAUGAUGAUGAUGAUGAUGAUGAUGGAGGUCUUCUCCAUGAACAAGAUUUAGAUGCUAUACACAGUUCUGAUGAAGAGGAUAUGGAACAUUGAGAGAUGGUGUUAUUUAUGUUCAUUUAACAUAAUUUAAAGAAAUGAAAAAAUUGAAAAUUGA